Molecule: messenger RNA, 1205 nt
Organism: Paramecium tetraurelia
Lineage: Eukaryota; Ciliophora; Oligohymenophorea; Peniculida; Parameciidae
Exons: 5
Source: RefSeq, a predicted model, not a curated record
AUGAUUUUUGAUAUAACAGGGCUAGAUAUUGCUAUUGGCUAAAUAUCCUUAAAUUUCUUGGUUUCUCUAUCAUAUUUAAUCAGAUCAAAAUACAAUUAGAAGAUUUCACAGAAAUCUCAAAAAAUUAUUUUAAAACAAAAUACGAAAAAACAAAGCGAGGAAGUAUUUUAAACAAAGUUGACUAUCUAAAACUAAACAUCCUCAAUAAAAAAAAAUGUUAGUGCUUUAAGGUCUUCAAAACCUAAUGAAAUAGAUCAAAAUAAUUCUAAAAAAAAUUAAGUCGAUAAUUAUCCUUAAUCUUCAGGCUUAUUACUGUCUCCUAGUAACAAAAUCUUGGAAAACGACAAACUUAUGUCAGAUACAAAUAGAUAAACUCAUAGAUCAAGUUUAGUGCCUAUCCUUUAAACUUAAAAAUAGCAAAUCACUAGCAAGUCUAGUAGUUGCAGUCAGAAUCUUAUAUAACCAGCUGUAAAACCAUCAUCCGAUCAAAAUAAAUCAAUCAUAAAUUAGCUAAAAAAAGAGAACCCUAGUUUUGCAGGAUCAAAAUUAGUUUAAUGUUAAUAAUGUAAAGCAGACAAUUCUGUUGAAUAAUCUGAUGAUAUUAUUACUAUAGAAAGAAAAAGGAACAUGAGCCUACCUUCAGAACUAAAGGAAGAUGAGAACUAAGAAAAGAUAAUGGAAAAAAAGUAAUAAGAGGAAUAAAGAUUAAAAAUUUAAUAAUACAAAGACACAGAAUACUCAUAAUAUAUUCAACUAUAAAAUCAUUUCCUCUUAUUUUCGUGUAUAUUUUUUGUACAAUCAAUUAUACACAAAAUCAAUUCCAAUUUAUCAUUAUAUGAAGAAAUAAAUUUAAACAAUAUUUUGGAGAUAUAUUUAUUGUAGGCUUGUAUUGGAGGAUUUUAUUAUAAUGUAUUUUAAGCACUGAUAAUCAUUUUUUUGGAAAAAGUCUUAAAAUGCCAUUCAUUAAUAACUAGAUUAUUAUUCUCUGCAUAUAACAUCUCAGCUCCAUUUUACCUUUAUUCAACAAUGUAAGAACAGAGUAAACUGAUAAAUUUAGAAUUUUUGCUAAUGAUUGGAUGCAUUUAUUUUUUAUAGUUCUUAGUUUUUAUUUUUUGUAGAAUACUGAAUUGGAAAAAUUAUCCUCUUACUUUAUUUUUGACAUUUUGAUAUUAUAUUAACAUAUAAAUUAUAUAAAAUUCCAAAUC